GGCGCAUGCGCACUCCGUGUUAGUGAUGGAGGAGAGAAGAUGGCGGAAGCGGAGUUUAAGGACCACAGCACAGCUAUGGAUAGUGAGCCGAGCUCUGGAACGUCCGUGUCAACAACAGCCAGCAGCACCACCACCACCACCAUCACCACAUCCUCCUCCCGAAUGCAGCAGCCACAGAUCUCUGUCUACAGCGGGUCAGACCGACAUGCUGUUCAGGUAAUUCAGCAGGCCUUGCAUCGGCCCCCCAGCUCGGCGGCUCAGUACCUGCAGCAGAUGUAUGCGGCUCAGCAGCAGCACCUGAUGCUGCACACGGCUGCUCUGCAGCAGCAGCACCUAAGCAGCUCACAACUCCAGAGCCUUGCGGCUGUCCAGGCAAGUUUGUCCAGUGGAAGACCAUCUACAUCCCCCACAGGCAGUGUUACACAACAAUCAAGUAUGUCCCAGACAUCUAUCCUGUCCGCUUCUCCCGCACCUGCUCAGCUGAUGAACCGCUCCCAGACGUCCAGUUCCACCAGCGGCAGUAUCACCCAGCAGACUAUGCUGCUCGGGAGUACCUCUCCCACCUUAACGGCCAGCCAAGCCCAGAUGUAUCUCCGAGCUCAAAUGCUGAUUUUCACACCUGCUACCACUGUGGCUGCUGUACAGUCUGACAUCCCUGUUGUCUCGUCGUCACCGUCACCUUCCUGUCAGUCUGCAGCUGCUCAGGUUCAGAAUUUAACCUUACGCAGCCAGAAGCUGGGUGUCUUAUCUAGCUCACAGAAUGGCUCACCAAAAAGCGCUGGUCAAACCCAGUCCUUGACAAUUUGCCAUAAUAAAACAACAGUGACCAGUUCUAAAAUCAGCCAACGAGACCCUUCUCCAGAGAGCAGGAAGGGAGGAAGCCCAGGUCUGGAAUCCCGGAGCACGGCCGUCACUCGGACAUCAAGCAUCCACCAGUUAAUAGCACCAGCUUCAUAUUCUCCAAUUCAGCCUCAUUCUCUAAUCAAACAUCAACAGAUUCCUCUUCAUUCACCACCUCCUAAAGUUUCCCAUCAUCAGCUGAUAUUACAACAGCAACAACAGCAAAUUCAGCCAAUCACCCUUCAGAGUCCAAGUCAAGAUCCACCCCCAUCCCAGCACUGUAUCCCACUCCCAAACCAUGGCCUUUCUCCGGCUCCCAGUAAUGCCCAGUCACAGCAUUGCUCCCCAAUUCAGAGCCAUCCUCCGCCUUUAACUGUGUCUCCCAAUCAGGCACAGUCCGCACAGCAGUCUGUAGUGGUGUCUCCUCCCCCACCUCAUUCCCCAAGUCAGUCUCCUACUAUAAUUAUUCAUCCACAAGCACUUAUCCAGCCACACCCUCUUGUGUCUUCAGCUCUUCAAACAGGGCCAAAUUUGCAGCAGGCUGAUCAGGUACAGUCCACAGCACAGCUGAAUCUUCCAUCCCAUCUUCCACUUCCAGCAUCCCCUGUUGUACACAUUGGCCCUGUCCAGCAGUCUGCCUUGGUGUCCCCUGGUCAGCAGAUAGUGUCCCCAACAUCACACCAGCAGUAUUCAACCCUACAGUCCUCUCCAAUUCCCAUCGCAACCCCUCCACAGAUGUCGGCAUCUCCUCCAGCUCAGAUCCCACCACUGCCCUUGCAGUCUAUGCAGUCUUUACAAGUGCAGCCUGAAAUUCUAUCCCAGGGCCAGGUUUUGGUGCAGAAUGCUUUGGUGUCAGAAGAGGAGCUACCUGCUGCAGAAGCUUUGGUCCAGUUGCCAUUUCAGACUCUUCCUCCUCCACAGACUGUUGCGGUAAAUCUACAAGUACAGCCGCCAGCACCUGUUGAUCCACCAGUGGGAAUGCAUUUGAACCAGUGUCAUCUGCACAAAGUUUUUUCUCUUAAGGUUUAUCAAGUAGAAGAUGUGUGUGAGGAAGAAAUGCCAGAGGAGUCUGAUGAGUGUGCAAGGAUGGACAGAACCCCUCCACCCCCCACCUUGUCUCCAGCAGCUGUCACUGUGGGGAGGGGAGAGGACUUGACAUCCGAACAUCCUUUGUUAGAGCAAGUGGAGUUGCCUGCUGUGGCCUCAGUCAGUGCUUCCGUGAUCAAGUCUCCAUCAGACCCCACCCAUGCCUCUGCUCCUGCACCUCCACUCCUCAUCCCUGCUGCUUCCACGAGGAGCAGCAGCACUUCUCUGGCCAGCAGCACUCCCAGCCUGGAAAACAAGCCUCCACAGGCUAUUGUGAAACCACAGAUUUUGACCCACGUUAUAGAAGGCUUUGUGAUUCAGGAGGGGCUGGAGCCGUUCCCUGUGAGUCGAUCAUCACUGCUGAUAGAACAACCUGUGAAAAAGAGGCCUCUUCUGGGUAAUGAGGUGGUAAACUCUGUGUGUGCUCAGCCGGAGUUGCAGAAUAACACAAAGCAUGCAGAUAACUCAUCCGACACAGAGAUGGAAGACAUGAUUGCUGAAGAGACAUUGGAAGAAAUGGAUAGCGAGUUACUGAAGUGUGAAUUCUGUGGAAAAAUGGGAUAUCCUAAUGAAUUUUUACGGUCCAAACGAUUCUGUACUAUGUCAUGCGCCAAAAGGUACAACGUUAGCUGUUCUAAAAAAUUUGCACUUAGUCGUUGGAAUCGUAAGCCUGAUAAUCAAAGUCUCGGGCAUCGGGGCCGUCGUCCAAGUGGCCCUGAAGGGGCAGCAAGAGAACAUAUCCUUAGGCAGCUUCCAAUUACUUAUCCAUCUGCAGAAGAAGACUUGGCCUCUCAUGAAGAUCCUGUGCCUUCUGCUAUGACGACCCGUCUGCGAAGGCAGAGUGAGCGGGAAAGAGAGCGAGAGCUUCGAGAUGUGAGGGUUAGGAAGAUGCCUGAGAAUAGUGACUUGCUCCCAGCCGCACAGACUGAGCCCUCCAUAUGGACGGUCGACGACGUCUGGGCCUUCAUCCAUUCUUUGCCCGGCUGCCAGGACGUUGCAGAUGAGUUCAGGGCACAAGAGAUUGAUGGGCAGGCCCUGCUCUUGCUAAAAGAAGACCACCUCAUGAGUGCAAUGAACAUGAAGCUGGGCCCAGCCCUGAAGAUCUGUGCACGCAUCAACUCUCUGAAGGACUCUUAACAGGAGCGAGGCGUUGUGCUUCUCAGCCCAUUCCUCUUACUAGGUGAAGGUAAAGCCUCGCUGGGAAUUCUCUCCUGAGAAUAUCAGACUGAUGGGGGAAGGCCGAGUGCACUGGGACCACCACAGCCAGUGCCGACGUUUCUCUUCAGAUGUCCUAACUCAUCAUACAUUUUCAUAAUUAGUGAACAUCGGUGACAUUAAUUUUACCACUUACAUGCUACACUGAAAGACUUGUUACAGAGGCCCAUAUUUUUCAAAGAAACAUGUUAUACUAGAAAAUUUUUUAAAGGUAAUGUUUAUCAUUAAUAUAAAAAAACCUUUUAAAAAUAAUUAUUGAUUUACACUCCCCCUCCUUUAAUUCUCUUUUCUUAUACGUUUUCCUUCCCUGUUAGUUUUCUAAAUGUUGUCAUAGAGAUAUAGGAUAAUUUAGGAGCCCAUUGACAGAACUGAAUGCAAUGAAAUGCCAGUCUGUUUUAAAAAGCGUAUCUUCCAGACAAAUGCUUUGGCUGUGAAAAGGGAUUGUGUUUUAGCAUAAGCAGUAUUUUUGAAGUUCUCAAGGGUCUCUAGUCUAGCCUUUACCCAGGUUGGCAUGACUGACAAUUUUCCUCCUGGUUUGUACAUUAAGAGCAAUAGUUCUCAGUGGAGAACUUGUCCUCCAGGGGACAAUUGGCAAUAUCUAGACACAUUCUGGUUGCCAUGGCUUGGGCUUGAGUUUUGGUGAGGGUGGUUAUAGGAACUGAGGUGUGACAGCCAGUGGAGAUGUUGCUGACUACCCUACAGUACAUAGGAUGCCCCUCUGUCAGCAGGAUCGAUGUGUUAUGGAUGCCAGUGGUGCCAGUGAGCACAGUGAGCAGCCUGGCUGAGCAGAGCGGCAUACUUAAUUGAUGGCUGUGAGGAGGACGAUGUGCAGUGAAGGGUUAGCCAGUGGCACCAGAGUUCCUCAGAAGCAGGUUUUGGUUUUACUGUAUACUAGAAAGGAAAGGAAAUCCAUAAACCUGGGCUAUAAAACUAGGCUAACUCACAGAUCAUGUGACUCUGGUGUGGCCCUGGCCCAUUGUCACCUCUUCCUGACUCUGUUCUGUGCACUAUGAUGGUGCUUGAUGCAGUCAUGCCUCGGAGCCUCUUUCAGCAGCCCAGUGGCAGUGGAGGUGGAAUCCCUUCCUUGAAGCAACCCUGCUGAGUCUGGCUAGAAUGCAUAGUUCUUUCUCCCUUACUAAGGCUGUGGAUUCUUCCCACGAAGUAUUUAAAGUGAUUUCUCCUAAUCAGAAGUUUUUAUUCAACAGUUUUCUGUUAGGACACUAAGCCAAAUUUUUCUGUGGAUGCUCUGAAAUCUUUGUAGUGCUGGGCAUCAAAAGAUUUGCUGACGUUGUUUGCUUUCUCUAUCUUUUUGCUACAAGUUUGAGAACUCUGAACAAAUGAAGGGACAUGUGCAUAGCCUUGGCACAGAUGGAAAAGACAGCAGAGUCUGAGCUCAGUCAUCUUUAUGGCGCUUUUCAGAGAUUGGGUUGAGUUAGUAGAAGACUAAAAGAUGUCACAAAGACAUCACAGAUAAAUUUAUCUUUUGGCUUUGUGUAAUUAGAAAAUGUUGGUUAUUUUUAUACAGAAAUACAGUGGAUAAUUUUUUAAUCUUUAGCUGCCUCUUGUUUGAAUGUAUGCUUUGUGAGAUUACUGCUGUAGUAGUUUUAAGAGCUGUUCGCUAGUAGUCCUGCGGAGACUCAGAAUGUGUAAGUAGCUGAGGCUCCUGUUUCAGACUACAGUAGUAUAGGCUACGUUCCCUAUUUCUUUGUAUCACAUUUGGUUAUUCACGUUUCAAGGAAGGCAGGUAUUCUACAGUCACCUGCAUAUAUUAGUACUGAGUCAUCAUGGCAGAGUUGUCACAGACGUUCCUGUCUCCUAACAGAGGCUGGCUAUGCAGCAUUAAGGACUGCCUGCCAUAAUGAAGGAAGCACAAGGCACAUUUCCUCUGGAAUGAAAACUGUGGUGUAGUUAGUAAUCCACAGUGAAUAUGGGAUUGUCCAGAAUAGACCUCCAGCAAUAAUGCUUCCCUCCUACAAAUACUUACAUAUAGUCUUUAAGGCAUUAUGUAACUCUGCACUUGUACUAAAACCAGCCCAUCGUGUGCUUUUGAGAAACCCCUGUGCCUAGCACUGUCCAUAAGCACCCCUAAACAGUUUACACGAAGGGUUUCUCUUGGAGGAUGCCUUCUUGUCCUUCAUCUUAGAAGUAGUCCAGAUCUUCUGUUGUCUGCACUUAAAUUUAACUAGCAAAUACACUUUUUUUUUUUACAAGUGGGUUAUUUUAUUUAGAAGUGGCUCAUUUGGCGUUUGGUAGUUCUCCCAUUGCUGUAGGUACUUCUAGGUAAUUUUUAAUUGUGCUAAUUUGAAAGCUUCAAUUACAUUAAAUGGGGACACAUUCUGUGUUUCUCCCUAUCUCCUGAGUAUUAGGCUGUUCGAUGUGACAUGGACGGGAAGAACGCUAGCUUCAUUUCCUUUCUUAUUACUAAGCACUUAAGAACUUUCUUAGAGGAAAAAAAGACAGGAAGGGAACAUGGUUUCUUCCUAUUUUUGCUUCCUGAGUUUGCCUUGCCUGACUUGAAACCCUUCAACCACUGUGGGACACACUUUUCACAUGUUAUUUGUUUUAAGUUCUGUGUUCCUAGGAAAAUAAACAGCUGGCUUGUAAAAGUUACUUUAAACUUAGACGCUUUGCAUACACACAUGUAAGGCACAGUGACACAGCUUUAUCAGCACAGCAGGGAAUGCUGCCUCCACACCUGACACCUUCCGUGACAGUGACUGAUGGAUGGGCAGAGUCACACUACCUGGGAGUAGAGAUGCCAGAACAAGAGGAGAGCGUGUUGGUAAAGCAGCUAGUGUGUGGCAGAGCGGACGGGGCCUCUUCCUCUGCUCAGUUCAUCAGGGCUGACUUUCUGUGUUUUAGGAGUCCUGCUGCUUUCCUCUUUGUUUCUUGUGUUGGAAGACUGUAUUGUUACCAUGCCUUUGAGUAACUAUUCACAGUCAGUCUUCAUAUAUUAAGUGCAUCUAUUUAUAAGCACAAGUCUUGGAUUGAAAUCUUUCAGAGGACUCAUUUUCUCAUAAGCUUGUUAGGUUGUGUGUCUCAGCACCUGUGUCCAGUAUAUGAAAUCUCUGACUGGGAAUACUCUUAAAGCAUUUCAGACAUGUUCUCAGCUAGAGAGGCUGGCUAAGUGUUGUAGUUUGAAGACUUGGGGAAUGCCAGCAACACUUGCUGCUGACUGGUACUUUUAGCAUGGGAUGGCCUCACCUCCUCUCCUGCACUGAGUCCCAUCUACCUCCAACCCCACCUCCAAUAAAGUACACAGACUUUCUUAGUUUUUUACUUGGGGUUGGGUUGCAUCCUGGCUUGGAGAGCUUCAGGCUUUUGUACUAGGGCGGGCCUUUAUAACUUCACCACUUGUAUUUCAAUCAAAGUCUUAUCCAUCUAUGCAAUUGUUUCCUAGUUUCUUGUGUACCAUAUGUCUGUGUGACUUAUUCCUUGAAGGUUAUUUGAGAAGGGGAGUGGAAAGGGGGAGUAAACGACAGAUAGGAAGAUGAUAUUGCGACCUGAAUGAAGACAUUUAGCAUGAUGAUGGUCCUUAGUAGCUAGGUAUCCUUGGUGAUGGAUGGCUGGACAAGGUGUGUUAGUUGUUUUGUUUGUUGGUGCUAGGGACUGAGUCAGGGCCUCACACGACACCUGAGAUUGUGUACUGUAUUGUUUUAUUUUCUUGUUUGCCUAGACUAACCUGGAAUUGUGGUCCUCUGACCUUCUCUCAAGUGCUAGAACUUAAUAUCUGUGCCACCAUGCCAAUCCUAGCCCCUAUGGUUUUAAAUUGUCAAGAUUUGGUUAAAGUCAAAUUAGGUAUUUCUCUUUAUCACCUGUCCCUGCUCUGAGGAGUGUUGAUAUUAAUAGUACCACUGGUACCCAAGUUGAGUAAUCCUGGAUUUUUGAAGAUGAUAAUCAAUCAGAGGGAGAGAAUCUGUCAAAAUGUAGGAGUUUGUUAUGAUCGCGUGGCAUCUCCACAGUCAGAUAUGACAGUUAGCUCAGUGUUGCAGCCAGUCAUAGGGAAGGAAGGCACUGCAGGACAGUUCCUGACUGGUGGGCUCCAGUAAGCCCAAGCCCACUGACCAUGACAUGAACUGUUCCAACUCCAGUCUUCAGUACUGAUAUGUCACUCCAUUCAGAGUGUUUUGUUUCAUAUCAAAGCUGGGUUUUGAAUUUAGCUGAGUACAAAUAAGUACUAGGAAGAGUAAAUGUGUUUUGUUAUUCAAAUUUAACAAAUUGAACUCAUUGAAGCCCUUAAGGAAUUCUCUGGGAAGAUAUUUCUGGUGUUAGAUUUUAAAAUGCAUUACCAUAUAGUUUAUAGUUGAAAUAAAAGCUGUUUUCCAAUUAAAAAUGUUGAAAAUGAUAUUGACAUUUUAAAAAGUAGCCUGAAAUGGUUAUCAGUUGUCUAUGCAGUUUUAGAGUUAAGUCUGUUUAUUUAGAGUUAAGUCUUAUCAGUUGUAUAUGCAGUUUUAGAGCUAAGUCUACUUGACAUUAUACUAAGAGAAAACUUUUUUCUUUUUGAAAGUUACAAGAUAUGAGUUUAUCUACAAUUAUUACCAUCAUGUUCUAGAGAAAAACCUUAGGAGGCCCCGCCCUCUGUUGACUCGCACAGCUUCUCUACAGCAGAGUCUCAUUUGCACACACUCUGGCGAGUGCCAUACCUAAGGGAAAUUAUUUCCACAAGGGCUUUAUUUUCUUUCUCCUUUGAUAACUUGUGGACCUUUUAUUUUAUUUAAAAUGCAAUUUGAAUAUAAUGUUAGGCACAAAAUGAGCUUCUAUAUAACUAUAUUUUAGGCAGAGGUCUUUGUGAGGCUUUUCAAGUGUAAACCUACUGCUGUCUAUGAUAUUCCUGAUAUUGGGCAUAAAUCUAUAGGAUGAGAAAAUUUAAAGUAGUAUGUAAUGAAUGAAUUUUAAUUAAAAAAAAUCAGUAUAAAUCUAAAACAUCAUUAUGCUAGCAUGGCAUGGUUUUAAUGAAAUGUAAGAGGGAUGUAGUUAAGUCCUUUAUAAUGUCUAACUUAGUUUCAGUCAUCAUCUUAGAUAUUCAUAGUAUCUAUUGCUUUUGGCUUAAUGGAAUACAUCAGUGUUUUGUCCUUUCUCUGACCGUGGUGAACGAGUAGUGGAGAUUAGAACAUCAUUGAGGAAAACAUGAACCCACUGAAGGGAGUUUUUAAAUCUUGCCUCAACUAAACUGAAUAUGUACAGUGUUGAAAUCCUUAUACAUAAUGCUUGUGUUAAAUGUUUUGGUAGUAUUAAAAAGUGAGCAAAUCACAACUCUUCCUCAGCAGUGAGAGAUAAAUACACUGCUGCUGCAUUGCUGUGCUGAGGGGAGAGGAGACUCCAGAUGGCCGGCAGCCCUGGGACUCGCUGGGCAGCUAUUUGGCUUUUUAUCUCAUUUCAAUGUAGUGUGAUACCUGCACUGCUAAAUAGGCUGGUUUUGUUGUUGUUGUUGUUUUUUGCUUAAAUCAUUUUUAAGGGAAUAUCCUCCCCGAGCUUUAAAGUUACAAUCCUAAGCUACACAAUUGGGAUUACCACGGGGCUGACCGACUGACAAGUGAAUAUCAGUACCCAUGCACUUACUCCUUCAUUUGUAAACUAUCUGAGCACUUGGCUUAUGUGUGCAAUAUAUGACCAAGAAAAUAGCAAGUAAAGUCUUCCCAAACAAACUCAGUGCUGCUUAAGCAUAUAUGUCCGUACAACCAGGAAUUAAUGGUAAUUAACCAGUAAUGCCCUGCUCUCUGGGAAUGGGGGUUUAAUAACAUCCAAGUGCUAAAUCACAUCACCACUCACAUAUUUCCCACCUGUGGACCAUCUCCUUGACUGUUGACAACAGUAAGACUGCUUGCCCUGACCGGCUGUGAAACUGUUGUGACAGGCACUGUCAGGACAGUCCCUUUACGUGGUCUGUGGGUGGCAGGAUGCAAGAAGUCAAUGUGAAAUCAUUGUGCAUUUUUAGUUGCAAAAGUUUAUAUCCAGUAUUAAUAGUGGAAUAGUUUUCCAAAACAGAAUCAUCUGAAACGAGGCAGAGAACAGGUUGCAAUGGCUGCUUUCUCCACAGUGCUGACUAUAUUGUAGUGUGUUAGAGACAGCCACUUCUCAAAGACAGGGAAGACCCAGAAAGGGUCUGCACUGCAUCGUGAAAAGUCAGAACUGGUGACAGAAGGCAGUUCCUAGUUGGGUGGUGGCUCACACCUUUAAUUCCAGCCUUGGGACGAAGAAGCAGGCAGAUCUCUGAGAGUCCAAGGCCAGCCUGGUCUACAGAGCAAGUUCCAGGACAGCCAGGCUACACAGAGAAACCCUGUCUCGAAAGCCACCACCACCACCAACAAAAAGCAGAUCCUGCUUGUGCUGGCAAGUAUUUAAGGAGUGAAGAUGGGGUCAAAGUCACUUUUAAUGGUGUGAAUUCCUGUGUCACUCUGGGGCUCUGUGAAUCAGGUUGUAAUUCUUGUUUUAAAUGCUAACUAACAUCAGUUGCUACUCACAUUCUCUAUAAAGAUAUAAAAAUAUAUUUUAAAAACUUUAUGUAUCAUAGCUAUAGGUUUUUAAAGUGGGGAAAUGCCCAAAUAAAGUGUUAAAUUACAAUAUAUAAUAGAUGCUUUCAAAUUAAGGUUUUUGUAAGUUAAAAUAAUCUAAAUAGCCCACUAAUCUGAUCUUUGUAAUUUGUCUCAUGCUUCUGGUUACUUUUAAGGUGUUUUUUAAGUUUUUGAAAUACACCUAAGUUGUAAAAUAUCCUGUGUUGUUUAGAGCUCUGUUGUAUAAAUGCUGUUCUUGUGUCUGUAUUCUUAGACCUUAAGAAUUCAGCUGAGAAUACAGAGUGUAAUUUUUGUGUAUGACUCCCACGUUGAUGGAAUUGACUGCCAAUCACCUCAUUCAGAGAUGGGUCUUGGUUUGUACAGUAGGGGAUUAAAAAUCAAAAUUCAGAAAUUGUUGGAAAGUGCAGGGAUUAUGCUAGGGUUGUACAUUACAGACAGCCAUGCACAGGGAGGCGGGGGAGGGAGGCUGCUGACUUCAAGCCUCUUGGAUUUGGUGAGAAUGCUUUGCAAAUGGCACUUAAAAUUUGUUUCACAAAGGCAGGUUGCUGGGAUUAACUGUUUUUUAAUAUUUUAAGGACAUUUUUAGAAAUCUUCCUUUUGGUUCUGACCAUUGUUCUAAAAUCAAAGUUUUAUAAUUAAAAAAAAAAAAACUCAAAAGAUGAUUCAUCAAGGAAAAAAGCAUCACCAAGGGGGAAAGAAAACAUGUUUUAAUCUUAGAGAAAGCAAAUGUUAGGGUUAUAAUAGAUGUGUCUUACAUUGGAUGUUGUAUUAGAGACCUCCUCACAGGAAAUGAUAUAGUUCUAGCACCCUUAGCAUAGAGUUCCUAGCCUGGCGUCCAUAGCUACAGUUUUACAGUAUAUAACCUGAAAAUGAAGUUAAUUUUGCAUUGUAAGAGCACACCAUUAUCUAUGUAAAAAGUGUUCAUUUGCUGUAUUUUUUUAAGAAAAGAGAAAGCACUUUCAUAUUAAGUAGCAUGUGUGUGAAUUUUAGACUUCCUAUGUGUGUCUAGUCAGUGAAGUUCAAGGAGCAUCGAUGUCUGCUGGCGAUGUUAACUGCUAACGGAAGCACCUUAUCCUCUGCUGCUUAACCUUGCUUGGAUUGCACCUUUGUUACCUGCACACUUUCACAUAGAGUAUUGUAACAUGGCUUCGAGUGGGUCUGGGCGGACAGCUAGUGGUGGGCCUACAGGAUCUUUUAUUUAUGUUGUUUAUAUUACAAUAAUAUAUUGUAGACCAGUUGUAACUUCAGUUCUUUACAAAUAAAAGCCUGACUGGUUA
Messenger RNA from Mus caroli (Ryukyu mouse), 10930 nucleotides. RefSeq names its product polyhomeotic homolog 3 (gene Phc3). Lineage: Eukaryota; Metazoa; Chordata; Mammalia; Rodentia; Muridae. Gene Ontology annotation, molecular function: histone binding; chromatin binding; zinc ion binding. Gene Ontology annotation, biological process: negative regulation of DNA-templated transcription. The record is from RefSeq and is a predicted model, not a curated record. Gene Ontology annotation, cellular component: PRC1 complex; nucleus.